Stylonychia lemnae is the source of this 2754-nucleotide messenger RNA. The record is from the annotation of a GenBank genome assembly. Lineage: Eukaryota; Ciliophora; Spirotrichea; Sporadotrichida; Oxytrichidae.
AUGACUACAAUUAAGUCUUCAGACAUAUAGUUUGCUGAUAAUCGGAUACAAGAUAAUCGAUACAGAAAGGCCCAAGUAGUAAACAAAAGUCCUUUAUAGAGAUAAGAAAAUCAAAUUUCUGAUAUUUCCUCUCCUCAUUAACAUAAUUUCUAACAGCGAUCCCAAAGACCAUUGAUAGGAACUAGAAAUAGAUCAGUGGUGAAAUCAAAUAUGUAAACUAGUUAAAAUGAUGCAACAUAAUAAUUAAAACAAACCAUGAUUCAAUGUGAUGACUACAAUGACAGCAAGCAGGGCAUCAUCUCCAGCAAAAAAGUAUAACUUUAAAGCAAAGAGAUUAUCGGACAAUUAAUUACAAUAAACAUCUCAAAUCACUGUUCCACGAAUUAGUCUUAGACAGCUGUAAUAAUUCAUGUUAAAUCCUCACUCUCAAGCAAGUCGAGUUAGUCCAAUGCAUUCUCAAAAAUCUAGCAUAAAUGGAUGAAGGUCAAACAACUUUCAUUCACCAGACCUCCACCAAAUCCCAAUUAAUCAUUUCAAAGACUGAAUCAGGAUUCUCUAUAUCAGCCAUCUCUUGAACCAUUGCCAUCUUUUCAAUCAAUUUAACCUCAGCCAGCUGAGAGAAGGAACAGAAUUUCAUAAAUGGGAGUGCUAUCUCCUCACUAAAUUGUUUCUUCAUCAAAUAUAGAUGCUAAUGUCAAUCAAAACAUCUAAAUAUCAAAGCCACCUCAGAGUUUCGGAUCAUUCCUUAGUGUGUAACAAGCUACUAUUCAAUAGUAAAAUGUGGAUAGGUCACCAGAAAAUAGGAAUUUAAAUUUCAAUUGCAAGGCUGCCUAAAUUCAGACUGAUUUAAUCUUAAUAGGGGAUGAAAUAUCUAUCAAUCAAAUCAAUUUUGCUGAUGUCAAUAGCAGUGUUCGUUACAUCCUCUAGCUUUAGACCGAAAAUGAUAGGUUAAAACAUCAGCUACAACAAACAAUUAUCAAUUCAGAAAGUUUGAAAUUGGAAAAAGAAAAAAUCGAACUAGAGAAAGAGCAGUAUAGGUAGAAAUACAAAAGAGUCAAAAAAUCAGUGAUUACCUACGAAGAUAGGGCAAAAUAAUAUUAAUAGUUAUAUGAUUAACUCAAGAAGCAAAAAAAUCCAAUUGAAUCAAGAGAUAGAGCAUAUUCACCAGCUGACAGUAGUGUAGGAUAGGCAGUCAAUAUUUACUUAAAAGAUAUGACUCUGAAAUCUGGGCAAUACAAUCCUUGCGAGGCAGAUUCAAUUAAUGAGUCACAUAAGAUAGAUAAGAGUAUGAGUAUUAAAACUCGAGUAAAUGAGAAUUCGCCGAACAAUCAAUCUUAGUUCUAGUCGAUGAAUGAAAAGAAUAGAUAGAUUAGAUCUAAGACAAUGCAAGGGUUAAAGCCACUCCCUCAAAAUUAUAAGAAUCAAUUAUCAAUCCCUGAUCAUAAUUUAAAAAACAUGGGAGUCAUCGGAGAUUCAAAGAAAUAGCUCACAUAAAUUAGCUCAUUUUUAACUAUGUAAUAUAUAAUCUUGCCUUAAAAUUAUAGUGAUAAUUAAUCCAAAGUACACUCUUAGCAUGAAAAUGAUAAACUAAUAAACAAUGAUAUCUCUUUAAAUAAUCAAAAUGAAAAAUUUUUCUAACGUACAAACAAUAAGGAAGGACUUAUCCAAGUUGAAAUAGACAAGUUAAGUGAAUCAUCUUAAAGGGCUACAUCAGUUCACAAGCAAAAAUCUGUACAAGUUUUAAAAUCUCAUAAUUUGGAAAUGCCAAAUAUGGAUAGAAUUGACAGAUAAGCAUCUAAUAAAGGACAAUUUUAGAAGCUUUUGAAUAGCAAUACCCUAAGCAAUCUCUCUCGAGGAUAGACAAUUUCUAAGCAAGACACAUCUAACAUAAGAGAUAGACUAAUGAGUGAGUCGUAAGGUGGCUCAAGAGGAAGAUUUUCUAGCGAGGAUGAUUAGCAAGUGGCUUAUACUCUUCUAAUUAAAAUAAUUUAGAGCAUGUUAAAUAAAGAAUGUAACACAAGAGAGCUAUUCCAAGAAAAACUUUAUGACUACGACACUAAGACUGCAAGCACAAAAGGAAGUGAAUAUAUUUUGAUCGAUGAUUUUUUCAUCAUCAUAACUCAGAAGUUUUUUAGCAUAGCAAACGAUGAGAAAGAUAGAUUUAAGAAAGUUUUCGCAGAAAUAUAUUAAGGUUAAUACACAAUUUUAGACUACAAUGACUUGGAGUAAAAUUUGUUUUGUCUUGAAUCUGGUACAUCUUAUACUUAUAUGCAAGGGAAAAUUAAUCUAAAAAUGCUGGAUAACAAAGUAUAUAGAGUAUUCAAUCGAAUGAAUAAGUACAUCAAAGAGCAUUAUAAUGGAGAAUAUGAAGAUAUGAUCAAUGAAUUAAAUCCAAAGAUAUCGUAGAUUACAAGGAAAAUGAAAGUAAUUAGAGCAAUUGACUAGGAAAUUUUUAUGAAAUUUCUAAGAGAAAAAGGAAUAAGAAAGUCAGCUUCAAUCAUGAUAAAUUUUGAAGAUCUAUUUAAAAUAAGAAAGCGAAAGCCUAUUUUGAUUAACAUUGACAAACUUAAGAAUUGUCUUGAGAUGUGCAAGAUAAGCAAAUUCGUACAAUUACUUAAUACUAAAAAGAGACAUCCACCUAAAAAUCAUAAUCUUUAAGCAAUGUACUAACUUAAUGGAGUUAUUUAAGAAGAAGGAGAGGAUGUGAAGACUAAUUCUUUCACUUCUGACAGAUCACUCGAAAAUCAAUAAUGA